Messenger RNA from Saccharomyces eubayanus, 1599 nucleotides. It is a transcript of the gene SHC1, whose product is annotated as Shc1p. The transcript has a single exon. NCBI's taxonomy places the organism in Eukaryota, Fungi, Ascomycota, Saccharomycetes, Saccharomycetales, Saccharomycetaceae. Gene Ontology annotation, molecular function: protein binding. The coding region runs from base 1 to 1599 and encodes 532 amino acids. The record is from RefSeq and is a predicted model, not a curated record.
AUGUUCACAGGUGUUUAUCCAAAUACCCCAGGCACAUACCCUGAAGUCACAGCUCGUAAAUAUAUGGACAGACAGUCGGAACUGAACAUGUUCUCCACCGCUUCUUCCUUGGCAUUGAAUGAAUUGGACGCGCGCCAAUAUUGGUCUGUUUCCUCUCAUAUUUCAGGUUCAAGUAGCAUGUACUCAGCUGGUGGAGAGGAAAAUUUACGCUCCGCAAGUACCGAUCCAAUCGUUUGUUUACCAGGGUUUCCAACAGAUGACAGGGAUAGCGAAUUGAUAUCCUCUGCCGUUGGUGAAGAUUCAGUGGAUAGUAAUCCUUCAUUUGCCGAGAAAUUCAAUACUUUCCCCACCAAAGGUUUUCUUUCUGAAGACAAUGGGUUUGCUGAGGUUAUCCCUUCCUCGCCAGAGGGGAAAUCACGAGUAUCUUUUGAAAGCGAAAUAUCGUCUGAAAUUUCAAAGACCACUCCUCCAAACGGGACUUCGGUUUACGAAGCUUUGGUAGAGCCACCUCCCUCUCAAAAUGAGUCUGUUGCUCUGUCUUUCGGACAUUCAAACGAUUUGGACUUUUUGAACAACCCAAGUGGAUCGGGCUCUUCAAAUGACGUUAAUAGAAGCUCGGGUUCCAUAUCCCUUCCCAAAAAUGUGUCUUUAGAUUUUAACGUUGACAAUAAUCUUUUUUUCACAAACGAGCUGGUAGCAUCUGAAUCACAUAAGAUGGCCAAAUUCCACCUUGGUAAGAGAAAUGCAAAAAGCUUGCUAACAAGAUGGAAAACCAUUGAAAUGUAUGGAGAAUCUGUCAAAAGGACUGAUGACACAUAUUCCAAUUUCCAAUUUGCGCAAUAUAUUUUGAAGGUUGGUUUGAAUUUGGAAAACUUACAAGAAUUGGUUGAAGAGCAAGAAUUGGCUGAAGAACAAGAGGGCAAGAGUGGUUCCUUUACUGUUGACAGCUUGAAAGAAUCGUUACUGAUGGACGCAAAAAUAAUUCUGAAGAAAUUAAGUGCUGUCGGAUAUCCGGAUGCGCAGUACCUGUUAGGCGACGCUUACUCUUCUGGAGUUUUUGGAAAGGUAAAGAAUAGAAGGGCAUUUCUCCUGUUCUUAGCGGCAGCCAAAAGGUUACACAUUGAAAGUAUAUUCAGAACAGCUAUCUGUUAUGAGUGCGGAUUAGGUGUGACAAGAAAUGCAUCAAAGGCAGUUAACUUUUUAACCUUUGCAGCAACUAAAAAUCACCCUGCUGCAAUGUAUAAAUUGGGUGUAUAUUCUUUUCACGGUUUGAUGGGUCUUCCCGAAGAUAUUUUAACAAAACUGGAUGGUUAUAGAUGGUUACGAAGGGCUACAUCCAUGGCCAAUAGUUUAAUUUGCGGUGCCCCUUAUGAAUUGGCUAAUAUCUAUAUGACAGGAUUCAAAGACCUUAUUAUUUCAGAUCCAGAUUAUGCAAUGGUACUUUAUAAGAAGGCAGCAAUUCUGGGGCACACUGAAUCUGCAAGAAUAUUGGCAGAAGCUUGUGGAAAUAGAGGUAUUUCUUCUCGUAGAAAUCAUCGACUAUCACAUAAAUUACCCAAAGCUUCCGACAAUGUUCUCGUGUCCAGGAAAUUGAUUUAA